AUGUCUGACAACGAGGCUGAGAACGUGAACUUCGAGACCGCCCACGCCGGUGCCUCGCUGACCUACCCCCAGCAGUGCUCGGCUCUGCGCAAGAACGGUCACGUCGUGAUCAAGGGUCGUCCCUGCAAGAUUAUCGACAUGUCGACCUCGAAGACCGGUAAGCACGGUCACGCCAAGGUCCACCUGGUCGCUACCGACAUCUUCACCAACCGCAAGUACGAAGACAUUUCGCCGUCGACCCACAACAUGGACGUGCCGAACGUCACUCGUCGCGAGUACCAGCUGAUCAACAUCGACGACGGUUACCUCAACCUGAUGUCGAACGAUGGCUCGUCGAAGGACGAUGUGAAGCUCCCGGAGGGUGAGCUCGGUGAGCAGAUCACUGCCCAGUUCGAGGACGGCAAGGACCUGAUGAUCACCGUCGUGGCUGCCAUGAACGAGGAGCACGCUCUCUCGUUCAAGGAGGCUCCUCAGGGCAAGUAA
Malassezia pachydermatis is the source of this 483-nucleotide messenger RNA. RefSeq names its product eukaryotic translation initiation factor 5a. Gene Ontology annotation, molecular function: translation elongation factor activity; RNA binding; ribosome binding. Lineage: Eukaryota; Fungi; Basidiomycota; Malasseziomycetes; Malasseziales; Malasseziaceae. The transcript is spliced from 3 exons. Gene Ontology annotation, biological process: positive regulation of translational elongation; positive regulation of translational termination. The coding region runs from base 1 to 483 and encodes 160 amino acids. The record is from RefSeq and is a predicted model, not a curated record.